Molecule: messenger RNA, 1082 nt
Organism: Erigeron canadensis
Lineage: Eukaryota; Viridiplantae; Streptophyta; Magnoliopsida; Asterales; Asteraceae
Exons: 2
Coding region: 98-859 (253 amino acids)
Cellular component (GO): mitochondrial large ribosomal subunit; mitochondrial ribosome
Source: RefSeq, a predicted model, not a curated record
UUGAAGCCCUCAUUGUCAUUUUAGCAUUUCUAAAAGCCUCUGUUCCAUCAUAAACCCUAGUUUCAUUUUUCCUCAGAUUCCUGCCACAAAACAAAGAAUGCUGCGAAUCACAAACAUCAAAAAGCUCACAAAAUCAUCAAUCCAAACACAAACCUUAACGCACCAAUUCCAACAAACAUGUUUUGUCAGCGGGACAGCAAAAGGCAAAGGCAAGGUUAAAGAAGGCCAAGCAUUAAAAAGAUCCAAAAUCACCAUCAAAAAGGGUGGGCCUCAACAACCAACCUCAGACCCAGAAACCAAAGGUCAACGCAAAAGUCAACUCGAAGUUAUGGUUGAUGGGUGUUUACAAGCCAAAGCCCCUGUUAGAUUCUUGAAACCCAGAGAACGUGCCCGUGAAGCCCAACGAGAGAAAAUGGGGUUGCUUUCUGAGAACAGGAAGUUAGAAAUUGCUAAUUUUAGAAAGAGUGCGAAGACGGGUAAGGAUGAGGCUGCAAAUGGGUCGGGUCGGAUUGGACCAGAUGGGUUGGAUUUGAUCACAUUGGGGGUUGUGGAUGGCGAAAAGAUUCCGAAAUAUGAGCUGACUGUUGAGGAUGGGAUGAAGUUGGCUAAGGAGUAUAGUAGGAUUUUGAUGAGGAAACAUAGGGCUAGACAGGCUGCGGAAACUGGGUUGUUGAAAUGUAAGAAGGAAGCCAUUGAGGCCUUGCCGGACAAGUUGAAGGAGAAAGCGUUGGUUCCUGAUUUGGAGCCUUUUCCUGCUAAUCGGUUUAUGGCGACGUUGACACCGCCUAUUGAAGGGUAUGUUCAGAAGGUUAAAGAGGCUGCGAAAAGGCAGGAGACGGUUAAGGGGAAACUCAGAUGAUGAGGUGGGAAUAAGAUUGAUCAUAUCUACUAUGGUAGUUGAUUUCCGUUGGCUGGAUCAUUGAAUAGAUUAGACCUGUGAAUGCUUGUCAAAUUGAGGCAUAUAUGAUGAACUUAAAUGUCUCUGUCAGCUAUUGAUUCAGCUCUAUUUGGUUAUAUCUUGUUUUGAGUAGGAUUCUUACUGAAUUAAUCAAUUAAUAAAAGACCUUGUUCAGCUUUCCGCA